ACUACCAGGAUGCAACCUACUCCUGCUUCCACACAGGAAGAAACACUUCCUGAUGACAGUCCUCCCAGUUCUCAUCCACCCCAGGGUUACUAUCUCACAACUCAAUUUCCUCCUUUAACUACAAAUUCCACUUCUGUUUAUCGUUGUCCUACUUUAACUGCCUUUCUUCACCAGUUAAAUCUCUCUCAAUAUCAUAAUCUGUUUGUUGAAGCUGGAGUUGGCGAAAAUGACCUUGAGCAAUUUAUGGGGUUUGACGAAUCUGAACUAAAAGAA
Messenger RNA from Racocetra fulgida, 273 nucleotides. Lineage: Eukaryota; Fungi; Glomeromycota; Glomeromycetes; Diversisporales; Gigasporaceae. The record is from the annotation of a GenBank genome assembly.